AUGCCCCUAGAGCUCAUCAUCGCUUCGUUUGAAGGUACAUCCAAUAUAACCAUAUUCAUAAAAGAAAUGUAUACUUCCGGCUCAUCCCACCAAUCAAAGAUUACGGUAAUGCCGAAAGAGGUAUUUAUAUUCGACAUUAAUGAGUCUAUGCGCAUGGCAGGCACUGGCCUGGGCCGCCAAGGCCUUCAAAUCACUGCAACAGAACCGAUCACAGUGUAUGGAAUUAACAAAGACAUGUUUUCCUCGGAUGGCUUUCUAGCGUUGCCAGUGGCUGCAUUGGGCACUGACUAUUAUACAGUGACCUAUUGGCCGCCUACAUAUAACACACAGUUUGGAAUCGCAGCUACGCGUGGUAACACGAAAGUACGCAUCACCCUUCCCUCCAGCAGCUCCAGAAACAUAGCUGUUACUUUCGAUGGUGUCAGUUAUACAAACGGAGAUACAUUUUUUGUGACAAUGGGCGAAUUUGACAGUUUGCAGAUUCAGGAUCAGAAUCAGGCUGAUCUGACAGGGACACACAUCAAAGCAUCCAAUCCUGUCUCCGUUUUUAGUGGUAACAUCCGCACCAGUGUCGGAGAUGGAGUUUCCAGGGAUCAUUUGGUAGAGCAGCUCCCACCGGUCAACUCAUGGGGCAAGCAAUUCAUAGUUAUCCCUGUUCCAGGUCGAACAAGAGGCGAUGUUAUCAAGAUAGUUGCUUCCGUGACAAGAACAACUGUAACAAUGCACAACAAAGACGGGUCAACUACCCAUUUGUUAGCAAAGGCUGGGGAUUUUCUACAACACACCUUGCCAGACUCUCAAUACAUAACUUUCAUUUCUUCUACAGAACCGAUAUUAUUAGUUCAGAUAGUGCAAAGUCAGAUUUCAUCUACAACAGAAGAAGUGGCCGACCCAUCUAUGAUAUAUGUGCCUGCUUUGAAUCAAUAUUCACGUGAAUAUCGGUUUGGUCUUCCUGAAGCAGCAGCCCCCAGACGUUACAAACAUCAUCUUCUCUUGGCCAUAAAGAAUAAUGGAUUGGAACAGGGUAUUUUACUUAAUGGACGACGACUGGCUGACACCAACUUGACAGAAGCACUAUCUUGGUCCCCCGUACCCGGGCUGGGAGAGCAGUAUGUUGUAACACGGAUUACUAUGAUUGGCGAGGAAGCUCAGUAUUUGCGUCAUGAGAAUAGUUCGGUCAAGUUUAUGGCUCUGCUGUACGGUACUGGAGAUAGAGAGAGCUACGGACUUCCUGUUGGCUUGAUAUAUAACAAUUUUUAUGAUUGUCCAACAGGAAGUACUGGAGCUACGGGUCCUACAGGAGAGACUGGACCUACAGGAUCUUCGGGGCCAACUGGGGAAACUGGUGCUACAGGCCCCACAGGAGCUACUGGGUCAUCUGGAUCAACAGGAGCUACAGGUCCCAAAGGUUUAACUGGAGAGACGGGUGCCACUGGACCAACUGGAGAAUCCGGUGUAACCGGAGACACUGGUUCCACGGGAGGAACUGGCCCUACGGGAGCAACUGGACCUACUGGAAAUACUGGAGGUACGGGGCCGACUGGCCCCACUGGAUCAACAGGACUGACAGGGGGAACUGUUUCUACUGGCGACACUGGCUCUACUGGUUCAAUAGGAGCAACUGGUUCUACAGGUGCCACUUACGCAACAGGGCCUGUAGGAGCUUCUGGGGCAACCGGAACCACAGGGGCAACUGGGGGAACUGGUGCUACCGGUCCAACGGGACAAGCUGGUGAAAAUGAUGCUACUGGUGCUACAGGAGCAAAAGGUCCACAAGGUGCAACAGGCAACACGGGUGCCACAGGUGCUACAGGAGCAACAGGUCCUGUUGGUUCAACUGGUGAAACAGGUGCAACAGGAGCCACCAGUGCAGCAGGUACAAAUGGAACUACAGGAGCAACUGGACCUACUGGUGCUACAGGUGCUACUGGAUUUACGGGUGGGACUGGACCAACAAGUGCAACUGAGGCUACAGGACCAACAGGGGAAAUUGAAGCCGUGGGACCAACAGAAGUAAACUACUUCGGCUCUCCAUUGGUCACAACGAGAAGGUUGCGAAAUAAUGUUGGCGCCAACAAGCAGUGGUUGGAUCCACUCAAUGUCGUCCGACCAGGCGUUCUUCAGAGUUUCAGCGUUGUAACGGCAGAUAGUACAUAUCUGAAUGGGACCGGGAGCAUUAAAGUGGCAUUACAACUCCACAAGGCGGAAUCUGACCUCUUAGAAAAUGUCCCAUAUGAAACAGUGUUGAUCUACAGCCGUAUUGUGGACGUGCCGGCUCAGCGAGCAAAGACAUUCAAGUUUGACGUCCCAGCUUUCCAAGUAACGGAAUCGAUGUAUCUUGGAUUUGCUGUUUCUGGAGACAUCAUCCCUUUUGCACUUACGUUAAGCGGGACAACUGCUUUCAAAACGUGGUAUGGUUCUGGUUUUCCUACUGUUGGCAGCUUAUGUGAAUUCCGCCAACAAACACCCAAUAUAUUUGCAUUCGGUGUUCAUAUACAAGUGUAA
Molecule: messenger RNA, 2505 nt
Organism: Lingula anatina
Lineage: Eukaryota; Metazoa; Brachiopoda; Lingulata; Lingulida; Lingulidae
Biological process (GO): extracellular matrix organization
Molecular function (GO): calcium ion binding; extracellular matrix structural constituent conferring tensile strength
Source: RefSeq, a predicted model, not a curated record